This is a messenger RNA of Folsomia candida, 1140 nucleotides long. RefSeq names its product DNA repair protein RAD51 homolog 3. Gene Ontology annotation, biological process: meiotic DNA recombinase assembly; DNA repair; reciprocal meiotic recombination. The transcript has 2 exons. Bases 90 to 911 code for a protein of 273 amino acids. Gene Ontology annotation, molecular function: ATP-dependent DNA damage sensor activity; ATP binding; four-way junction DNA binding. Gene Ontology annotation, cellular component: Rad51B-Rad51C-Rad51D-XRCC2 complex; replication fork; Rad51C-XRCC3 complex. The record is from RefSeq and is a predicted model, not a curated record. NCBI's taxonomy places the organism in Eukaryota, Metazoa, Arthropoda, Collembola, Entomobryomorpha, Isotomidae.
AUAUCGGGACAAAGCAAAAAGAAGGUGGAUUGAUUUUGCACGCAUAUUGCCCCAAAAAUCCAAGCAAGCACAAAGAAUAAUUAUUUCGAAUGGAAACUCGCACUAGAUCUGGUUUGGAGGAGUUGGAGGAGGAGGAGAAAGUCAACUCUGGUAUCCCCACUUUGUGUAGAUCACUGGACAAGCUUUUGGGAGGGGGGAUCAAAGCAGGAACGCUGACGGAGGUUGUGGGGUUGUCGGGCGUGGGUAAAACUACACUUUGUCUUCAACUCUGUUUGAAUGUGCAAAUUCCUAUAUGCCUCCAAGGAAUAGAGAGUGAAGCUAUCUAUAUUGGAACCAAUCAUUCCUUGAGUCAGGUUCGGCUGACUCAAAUGGCGACAGAGUUUGUUGAUCGGUGCAACAAGAUUAUUCUGAAGACGUUUACAAAACAACCUGUCGUCACGAUCGAAAAAAUUCUAUCAGGGAUUCAUGUAAUUAAAUGUUGUAGUAUUCAAGAAUUGACAAGGAUAAUUCUAAGUUUGGAUAAGUAUCUGAAAACAAAUGACAGGGUUAGACUUGUAGUUCUGGAUGGUAUAGAUUUUCCCAUGUUUAUUGAACCAUUGUCAUUUAGUAGUAGAGUAAAAGUAUUAUUUAAUCUCGUUCAAACUUUGCAAUCCUAUAUGUUUAACUACAAACUAGCCAUUGUCAUCACAAACAGUAUGACAACAAGGUUUGCAAUGAAGGAAGAGAGUGAAAUCAUUGAAGAGUAUUUUGUUCCGUAUUUGGGAGAAUCUCUAAAUUAUUGUCCGAAUCAGAUUAUAAAGUUGACAUGUAAUCCAUCACAAAGAACUAGAAAAGCCGAGCUAACCAAAUCUGGGGUUUGUAAACUGGGUACGGCACGGUAUCGAAUAAUUCAUAGUGGUUUCCGUGACUGAAAUUGCUACUCCAUCCAACAUAUGUAUGAAUUCAGAAGAGCGUUUAUUUAUCUAUGUAUUACUUAAUUUCACUAACACUGCUUGUAAUUUAACAAGUUUUAAUAGUGUAAGUACGAUAGAGGAUUACAUUUGUUAUUUAGUAAUAAUUUAUAAAUAGCUACAUAUAAUUGGUUCUUAUAAACACAAUUAUCCGUACAUAAUAUAAAUAAAUUGUUUGAAAUUUUCUGUA